This is a messenger RNA of Bombyx mori (domestic silkworm), 1799 nucleotides long. RefSeq names its product lipase 1. Bases 508 to 1761 code for a protein of 417 amino acids. NCBI's taxonomy places the organism in Eukaryota, Metazoa, Arthropoda, Insecta, Lepidoptera, Bombycidae. The record is from RefSeq and is a predicted model, not a curated record. Gene Ontology annotation, biological process: lipid metabolic process. The transcript has a single exon. Gene Ontology annotation, molecular function: hydrolase activity, acting on ester bonds.
UAACGAGUAUACGAGUGGUGUGGGCCGCCACGGGAGCCCCUCCUGCCUGGUAGCAGCCCGCGUAGCAGUCACGCGUUUGGUUAGAGGACAGCCGUCAAACAAACAAUUAAGUCUUUAAUUGUACGUCUCGGGGUGGUUGGUAAAUUUCAUGUGGCAUUUCAUAUUUGCAAUCCGAUGAAUACAUAUUAUUAUGUACAUGACAACGGUUUUAAAUAUAUCCUUUAAAUGACGUCAAGUGAUUCACAAAUCGGUACCAAAAUAACUAGUUUAAAAAUACAAGGUGGCCUUUUGUUAUUUCCAAUUAAAAGAGAUAUGUAAAUAAAAAUUAAAAGAACAAAUCAGCAGUCUCAAAACUGAACAACAAAGCGACCGACCUUGAGGAAGUUUUCUGCGCCACUACUUUACGUCUGUUCACAAAAAACGACACUUAGAGCAGUGUGCUUCGGUCGCAGCACUUGGUAUUAAUAUAGAUUAAUUACAUGUACAACUGUGGACUCAGUUGUUGACAUGGCGGCGGGGAGAGCUCACACGCUAAACGUGCUACUCUGGUCCGCGCUCGGAAUUAUAAUCGCGAUAAGACUUCCGCUACUGCCGAUACGAAAUGAGACCAAGCGGCAGUUGGGCUAUCCGCCGGACUCCCUGCUGAACGUGACGGAACUAGCGACCCGACACGGGUAUCAGUGCGAGGAGCAUAACGUAGUCACGGAGGACGGAUUCGUGCUGACCGUUUUCCGCGUGUCGAGCGGCCAACGGUGCUCGCGUACACAGAUCCCAGUGCUGCUCGUGCACGGUCUGCUGCAGAGCGCUGACUCGUGGCUGGACGCGGGGCCCGGCUCCGGCCUCGCCUACUUGCUGGCAGACGCUUGCCACGACGUGUGGCUCUCCAACACUCGCGGCAACUAUUACUCGCGGCGCCACCUCACUCUCGAUCCCGACUCAGACGCCGCCUACUGGAACUUCUCAGCCGACGAAAUCGGGUACUUUGACUUGCCAGCCAUCCUUGAUUAUGUCCUCAACCGGUCCCGAGCCGACAUCCUCAACUACGUGGGCUUCUCGCAGGGCGCGGGAACCUUCUUCAUCAUGUGUUCCGAGAGACCGAACUAUUGUGAAAAGAUCAAACUCAUGAUAGCUUUGGCUCCGGCGACGAGACAGACGAAUACGAAAUCAACGAUGUAUCGAAGGCUGACUCAAGCAGUGCAGGGUUGGGAGACGCUGUUGACGACGGCAGGUCUACAUGAAAUUUUUUCCAAGGGUGCUUUAAGCCAAGAGUUUGUGGCCUUCUUUUGUCACUUCACUAAGUUCACGGAGGGACUUUGCGAUGCCGGCCUAAACAAGUUUAACUCUGUCGUUGCUCACCCUGGAUCGAUGUCAAACGAAACGACAAGAGUGCUCUUUGGACAUUUCCCGGCUGGAACAUCGCUGCACAACAUGGCAAAGUACGGACAGGCAAUGACAAAUGACAAAUUUGUGAAGUUCAACUACGGACAUCAGAAGAAUUUAGAACUGUACGGAACCUCGGAGCCGCCAGAGUAUAACAUAUCGGCUGUAUCACCCCCAGUCGUGGUAAUUUACGGGGAGAAUGACGGAUUAGUGGACACCAAGGAUGUUGAAUGGGCGAUGGAAAGACUCCCAAACGUUCUAGAAGCAGUCCUAAUCAAGGACCCGGCUUGGAACCACAUGAGUGUUACCUACAGUAGUCGUGUGGAGGAGAUAAUUUUCCCUAAGAUCAAUGAGUACCUACAAAUAUACAGCAGUACGUGACCACUUGUUAAAUAUAACAAAUUGUUUUGGAGGUUCAA